AAACAAACUGCCCAAAAUGUCCAACCCCGACGCCUCAGACCAGCCUCCCCCCCCUCAAUCCGCCGAGGACCGCAAGGCCGCCUCCGCCCUCGCGGCCCUCGACACCCCAACCGACGCCUCCUCCGCCGCCGCCCCGACAAACCUCGACCAGGAAGCCGUCUCCAAGGCCAUGCGCGCCCUCAACGCUGCCCACGGCACCUCUACAACCGCCAAGAAGAACGUCAAGGUCGAUGCCGCCGACGUCGCCCUCGUCGUGGACCAGCUGGACGUUACUAAGAGCAAGGCCACCGAGCUGCUUAAGGCGCAUGAUGGGGAUGCUGUUGCUGUCAUGAGGGCGUGGGCUAGGGGUUGAAAGACGAAGCUGUAAAUAAAAGAAGAGGAGGGGAAUAAUAAAGGGGGGGGAUAACAAGUACAAGGCAUGUUUCAUGC
Trichoderma virens Gv29-8 is the source of this 429-nucleotide messenger RNA. RefSeq lists its product as uncharacterized. The record is from RefSeq and is a predicted model, not a curated record. The transcript has a single exon. Gene Ontology annotation, biological process: negative regulation of apoptotic process; protein stabilization. The coding region runs from base 17 to 352 and encodes 111 amino acids. Lineage: Eukaryota; Fungi; Ascomycota; Sordariomycetes; Hypocreales; Hypocreaceae.